Messenger RNA from Manihot esculenta (cassava), 1209 nucleotides. RefSeq names its product S-formylglutathione hydrolase. Lineage: Eukaryota; Viridiplantae; Streptophyta; Magnoliopsida; Malpighiales; Euphorbiaceae. Gene Ontology annotation, molecular function: S-formylglutathione hydrolase activity. Gene Ontology annotation, cellular component: cytosol. Gene Ontology annotation, biological process: formaldehyde catabolic process. The transcript has 7 exons. Bases 92 to 946 code for a protein of 284 amino acids. The record is from RefSeq and is a predicted model, not a curated record.
CAAAGAAAAAGUUCUCACUACUCACCAGCCGAGCAAAAAUCUCUACAUAAGAUUUUUCGCGAAGGAAGGGAGAGAUUUGCUGUGGAAGAAAAUGGAAACGAAGCCGAGUGAGAUCAGUAGCUCAAAGAUGUUUGGAGGAUACAACAAGAGAUACAAGCAUUUCAGCCCAACACUGGGCUGCUCUAUGACUUUCCACAUCUAUUUCCCUCCUUCCACUUCCUCUUCUCACAAAUUCCCUAUCCUUUAUUGGCUCUCAGGCCUUACCUGCACUGAUGAGAACUUUAUAAUGAAGUCAGGAGCUCAACGUGCUGCCUCAGCUAAUGGUGUUGCACUAAUUGCACCUGAUACAUCUCCAAGAGGCCUGAAUGUGGAAGGAGAAUCAGAAAGCUGGGAUUUUGGUGUAGGUGCUGGAUUUUAUCUUAAUGCUACUCAGGAGAAGUGGAAAAACUGGCGCAUGUAUGACUAUGUUGUGAAGGAACUGCCUAAACUUCUCAGCAAUAAUUUUCCACAGCUUGAUACAUCAAGGGCAUCUAUAUCUGGUCACUCAAUGGGUGGUCAUGGUGCCUUAACAAUAUAUCUAAAGAACCUUGAUAAGUACAAGUCAGUUUCUGCCUUUGCACCAAUUGCCAAUCCUAUAAAUUGUCCCUGGGGCCAAAAGGCUUUCACAAAUUAUCUUGGUGGCAACAAAGCUGAUUGGGAGGAAUAUGAUGCUACUUCCCUGGUUUCAAAGUUUAAAGAUGUGUCUGCUACGAUUUUAAUUGAUCAGGGAGAGGAUGACAAGUUCUUGCAUGAUCAGUUGUUGCCUCAUAAGUUUGAGGAGGCAUGCAGAAGUGGUAAUGUUCCACUUCUGUUGCGAAUUCAACCCGGUUACGAUCACUCUUACUAUUUCGUUUCCACCUUCAUCGACGAUCAUAUCAGCCACCAUGCACAAGCUCUUAACCUGUAAUUCACUCAUCUGCUGAUCUAUGGCUAUAAGUGAUAAGUGGUUGUGCUAAUGUGGCUGUAAUGUGAUGGUGAUCCCUUAAAUAAAGAUUGCUUCCUUGCCCCAGGGUUCACCAGAAAUUGGGGAAAAUGUUGAGAUGCAGUGUGUACGAUAAUCCCCCGCUUCUGAAGCUAAGACACUUUGGUUCCUUGUAAUUGACUGGAUAGGCACUGUGGACCUUGGUGUUGCUUUAUAUUUAUGCAUUUAGCGUGCGAGCCCUAUGGUAA